AUGGUGAAAAGCCUGCCCGCAGAAUACUACGCCAAAUUCUUGUCCGAUGCUGCCCGUGCACGCAAACCGAGCCCCAUCCGUGCGCUCUUUCCGCUUGAGGCCCGCCCGGGCAUGCUCUCUCUGCUCGCGGGCAAGCCAAAUGCGCAGACGUUCCCUUUUAUCUCCAUUACUGUCAAGGCUGCCUCACUCGUAGACCCUUCCAAGGAGAUCGCGACAGAGAUCAGCGGCAGAGCGCUCUCUGAAGGCCUGCAGUAUGGGCCUACCGCAGGAUCAUCCGACCUCAUCGGCUGGAUGAACACGCUGCACGAGCGCGAGCACAAGCGCAUGCAGGGAGAGGGAUGGCGGGUGUCUGUUGGCAGCGGAUCGCAAGAUCUCAUUCAUAAGGCACGUCUGGCGACAAUCAACGCGCUCGUCAACCCCGGAGACUCCGUACUUGUCGAGUCACCGAUUUACGCUGGAAUGAUUCCCACCUUCGAGAUGCUCAACUGCGACUUUGUUGGCGUUCCUACUGACUCCCAAGGCAUUGACUCCAGCGCGCUCCGCAAAACCCUGGAGAGCUGGCCUGCCUCCAAGCCCAAGCCGAGAAUCCUCUACACCGUUCCCUACGGCGGAAACCCGACAGGAAUGACGACCAUCGCCGAACGCCGGCUCGAAGUCCUCGCCCUCGCGCGCGAGCACGACUUCCUCAUCCUCGAGGACGACCCGUACUACUUCCUCUACUUCGGGCCCGAGCCCCGCCCGCAGUCCUACUUCGCGCUCGAGGCGACCGUGCUCCCCGAGGUCGGCCGCGUCCUCCGCUUCGACAGCCUCUCCAAGGUGCUCUCCGCCGGCAUCCGCCUCGGCUUCCUCUCCGGGCCCGUGCCGGUCCUCGCCGCCGUCGACGUCCACACCGCGCAGGCGAGCCUGCAGGUGUCCGGGCUGACGCAGGCGAUCGCGUUCUCCCUGCUCGACGCGUGGGGCCACGACGCGUUCGUCGCGCACACGCGCGCCGUCUCCGCCUUCUACCGCGCCAAGCGCGACGUCUUCGAGCGCCACAUGCGCGCGCAGCUCUCCGGGCUCGCGCAGUGGGACACGCCCGAGGCCGGCAUGUUCUUCUGGUUCAAGCUCCUGCUCCGCGACCCCGGCGCGGGAGGGGAGGAGGAGGACUCGGAGAGCGUGGUGCGGACCAAGGCGCUCGAGAAGGGCGUGCUCGCGCUCCCCGGGACGGUGUUCAUCCCGGGCGGGAAGAAGACGGCGUACGUGCGCGCGUCGUUCAGCCAGCUGGACGAGCCAGAGGUCGAGGAGGCGUGCAAGCGGCUCCGCGCGGUCGUGCUCGAUGCGCGUGGAGCUGUGUGA
Epithele typhae is the source of this 1335-nucleotide messenger RNA. RefSeq names its product PLP-dependent transferase. Gene Ontology annotation, biological process: biosynthetic process. The transcript is spliced from 7 exons. Bases 1 to 1335 code for a protein of 444 amino acids. The record is from RefSeq and is a predicted model, not a curated record. Gene Ontology annotation, molecular function: pyridoxal phosphate binding; transaminase activity. Lineage: Eukaryota; Fungi; Basidiomycota; Agaricomycetes; Polyporales; Epitheliaceae.